AAAAUGAGCCAGCCUGUUGUUGCAGWCUCAACAUGUCUUUUAAUACCAAGUCCUUUUGAUGUCCUUUCCCAGAGCACGCCCUCUGUAUUUUGGUUUCACUAGAAGGCUAGUCAAGCAUUGGCUCUUGUUCAGCGCACUCUUUCUUCAAUGGUAGAUUUAUGACAUUAGAAUCGUGCAAAAAAACUCAAAUCAAUCCCUGCAAGUUCUGCACUAUUUUAAUGCAAUUCGAUGGAAACCCCUUUUGAACAAGUGCUAAUGCAUUUAUUACGUUCAUCAUUGCGUGCCCCACGUCCUCGUGUGACAAGGAAGUAUCUAGCCCGUUUUUCCCACAGAKGGGAGGGAUGGGAAGCGGAUGAAUGCUUUGUCAGCAAUCCUGUGUAGUCACGCGAUAUUAGAAUCGAGCGAGAAAAUUCAAUUCCCAGGCUAAAUAAGAAAAAGAGAACAUAUAUUGUCCCAGAAUUAUAAUAUUUCAAAAAGAAAAACGAAMAGAAUCUGAUCUGGUUUUAGUUAAACGCUCCGUGACAAUCAAUGUCCAAGGGUCGCACGUGAACAAAACGUGUUCCGUGACCCCAGUAGAAUUACUCACUUUGAGUUACUUGAGCAUAUAGUUUUGUUCAUCUUUAAUGGCUAUUCUUUUAGAGAAAUAAAAAUUCUAUGGAUAUGAAAGUUGAGUAUUGGAGUGUUUCGAACCAACAACGAGGUUCUAUCGCACUUUCACUUGAACCACUCRAGGAUAAAAAUAUUGCAGGCUUAAAAAUGGUUUUACAACAGCUACUUGGGGUACCAGCUAGUGAUAUUUCUGCCUUUUUAAAUGGAACACCUUUGGUUGACGAUAAGAUGCCGUUAAAGCAGCUUUAUUUGCGAGAGAAUGAUCAUCUAUAUGUGGAAUUCAACAGUAUAGGAAAUCUUGCAACCAUUAAACAGCUGAUCGCAAAGUUUGAAGCAUUUAAGGGGUUUUAUACCAGACGCAAUACCAUGUACUCGUGGAAAUGCAAUACUGCAUUGAUAAAUCGUCACUGUUAUUAUGAAAUAGACAAUGCCAUUAUCAGGUUAUGUGAACUGUUUUUACCAUGGAAAAGCGGAUCUUCUACAGCAAACAAGCGAUUCUUUAUAGAGCAAGGCGGAGUGGACUUGYUUGUUGACAUCUUCAAGUUUUCAACCAAGGUUUUCGUAGAAGACAGUAUGUUGUUCUUUGACAGGCUAGCAGAAACAGAACCUGGUAUACAAGAACACAUAGCUAAGAAUGGACUUAUCSUCAGGAAACUAUUAAUCAUGAUGAAUAGACAGAUAAAAAGGCCUGUCCUUCAAUAUCCUUUAUUCUCAAGCCAGCUUGCAGCUGCUACUCUCUUCUUCUGCACAUUGAAUGAGUGUUCUCUGAAAUACCUGAUCCAGAAAGGCGUUCACUACCAGGUGAUGAGAAUCCURCAGCAGCUUCUGGAAGACAUCAAUGGAGACCUUAUUUUAAGAUUCUAUUGUGUAUUAUUUUUKGGGAAAAUACGUGCGUCCGAAAUCAAUUACCUGAACAAUAAUGAUGAAGCUGCACAAACAAUUGAUUGUUUGAUUGAGAGAUUUCUUAGGAAGCACAAACCACAUGAAAUACAAAGCUGGAACGAACAAUACUCCUGUCACUGGAAGUCUCUUGUUCCAUGUGUGGAGAUAAUGUAUGCUGGUGGACAGUAUUGCAUGUGCAAUAAAGGCUUGUUGCAAGGUAGUGCAAGUGCUUGGAACUAUGGAUUUAUUAAAUGUGACUGUACUAACAACAAUGCAGAAAAUAUAGAAUCAGUGCAAAAAAAUUCAAAAACUAAAGAACUACUUGUAAAACAUGAGGCAUGUUGUGAAAAAGCCUUGCGUGAACAAACAGAUGACAUGAUGGUUUUAUCUCCGUCAAACAGCACUUCAUGCCAAUGCAUAAAACAAUUGCCACAUUAUUAUACUUCAGGAAGUAGAACAGACUGUGUAUCUUGGCCUGGCUCGCAUACUACUCUGAGGCUUGGAAUAUUUACCCURCAGUGUCUAUUACCCAUUAAAGACAACUGCCAUGUUCUGAUCCAAGAAAAUUUGCUGCCUUAUGUAAUCACUUUAGGAUGGCAGCUUCAAAACCCUGAAAGACUUGCUUUGAAGAAAGCAUUAAGCCAUGUAAAUAAUGUAGAGUCUACAUGGAAUCCUCCAUCUCUGGAAGUAAUCAUAGCAUCUKUGUUUGCUAGACGAGAUGGUUUAAAGAAGGUUAGACAACAUCUGGUUACUGGCAAAAUCUAUUCUUGACAAAUUUUUCCUUAAAAUAAUGCUGAGAAAUCAUGUACUCAAGCUCAUUUUUGUGAUGAUUGAGAAUAGAAUAUAUAUUAGGUUCAUUGACAUAUUAUCACAAAUAUGAUUUUGCACCAUAGCUAAACAGUAAAUUGUUAAAAAAAUUUAGCAGGCGUAGCUCAGUUGGUUAGUGCGUGGCCUUCAGAGCUUGAGGUCCACAGUUCAAUCCUCAGGAUCUCUCCACGUCUGUUUCGAUUUCUCUCUAAUCCGUGUAGCUUUAGCUUUGAAUACUCAUAAAACGGAGCACUGAUGGAGAGAGGAGUUAAAGUGCACACCGUCGGCUUCCAAUGAUAGAAUUUGAAUUUCAACUGAAGGAACUACCRCCGUUAAAUAUAGGUACUUUACCUUCAUUCAAAAAAAUUAGGAUUCAAUAAUAAAAGUUAUAUAUAUAAAUUAAAUAUAUAUAAAGUUAUAUAUAGUUAUAGAUUAUUUUUCUAUACUGCUCAAUUGAAUGGCUAGCAUCUUGUGUACUGUUUACUGCAGGGAACUUCUUCUUCCACUUUCAGACUGACUUCUGUUUUACAGUUGAUAUGGUUUUUGUGGUUGCCUGAUCAAUAUGUUAAAAGUGUAAGUUUUAUUACCGGAAAAAAUAGGUAGUACUUUUUCAUGCAAAAGUCAAGCAGAAACAAUUUCAAUGCAUUUUUGUGUCAAUACACUGUUGCAUAAAAAUACCACUAGCUGCAAAUCCCCAAAUAACCUCAGCUUGAAGCAGUUGAAAUAUAACCUAUAGAACUAUAACUAUAACCAGUUGAUAUGGAAAUGGCAAUAACUUAUCACAAAAAACAUUWUUUAUUCUUCAAUGAAUAUUAAUUAAUAUCAAAUUCAUUUAGUUAUUUGUUAGGAAUAAUUGUAUUUUACAUAUUGUCUGUCCUAUUACAAAGGAAUUUCAGAGCAGUUUAGUCAACUGCAACAUUAUCUGCAAAGAUGGCAGCCUAUAAAAGCAACGAACUACAAAAAGUACAUUAAUAUAAUAAUUMUUUUCUCAGCAUUCAAUAAAUCAUUUUUUUGGCAACAUUUAGAAAUAAUGUUAUAACAAAUCCUAGUUUUUGACUAUUAAAAUUAUUGUUCUAUCA
Molecule: messenger RNA, 3377 nt
Organism: Actinia tenebrosa (Australian red waratah sea anemone)
Lineage: Eukaryota; Metazoa; Cnidaria; Anthozoa; Actiniaria; Actiniidae
Source: RefSeq, a predicted model, not a curated record